Messenger RNA from Racocetra persica, 3195 nucleotides. NCBI's taxonomy places the organism in Eukaryota, Fungi, Glomeromycota, Glomeromycetes, Diversisporales, Gigasporaceae. The record is from the annotation of a GenBank genome assembly.
AUGGCCGAAUCGGAUGUCAAAUACUUUAAUUUGUCUGAAGACAAAAGUGUCUUGUCCGUUAAAGUUUCUGAAAAUCUGAUUAACAAAUGGUUUGAAAAUAAACGUCGUAAACUUUCACUUUUCAUCUGCCUUGAUAUUUCAGGAUCAAUGGCAGGAUCGGGUCUUACUCAGGCCAAAAAAGCUAUUCUUUAUUUGUUGGACAGUUUAUUCACCGGUGGUAUCCUUUCUGAGAAAGAUGUUACUUGUUUCUUUUAUCAAUCAUCUUGCGAAGUAGUUCGUUUUGCUGAUAGUCCGAAUUUACGUUGGAAUAAUGGCGGAAUCAAGGAAUAUUUCGAUCGCGUUCAUUCAUAUGGAGGUACAAGCUUUGUAUCCGUUUUUGAUUCUAUCAUCAAGGAAGUUAAAAUAAUUGAUAAGGAUGUAGCUAUCAUCUUCUUCACUGAUGGCCAAGAUGGAAGUGGUGCUGAUCGACUUAAAGAAAGUGAAAAAAUGUUGGAAACAGCUUUGUCGACAACUUCUUAUUCUACCGAAGUUCAUACUAUAGGAUUCACGAGAAGUCACGAUGCUGCGCUUCUUUCUUGGUUGACUAAAGCUGGAAACAAAGAAGGCAAUUUCCAGUACGUCAAUGAAAGUGAAAAGAUUGUCGAAACUAUGGAAACAACUCAAAAAUUAUUGGAAUUAAACGAUCUAACUCUUUACGUAAAAGUCGGAGACCAAGAACCAUUACCAACAACAUUUGAUGAUAAAGGAUAUGGAAAACUCUUUCUUUCUGGAACUGCAACUAAUGUUGCUGGUAAAAAAAUUGCCAUUUUAAAAGACCUGGAAAGCUCGAAAAAAUAUGAAAUUCCUACACUCCCUAGUCAAAUUCCUGCUAACGAUCCAAUGGUGACUUUAUUGAUAAUUUCCCAAAUCCAAUUUGAGAUCACACAAAUGACAAAUGAAGUUUUAAGUCAUAAGAAUAAUUAUGCCAAUAAACGUGAAAGGCUUGAUGAAAUUUUGGAACAAGCUAAUAAAUAUAAUGAACAAUUAAAUUCAAUGUUGGAAACUACUUUUAAAUCAAAAUCUUUCAAUCGUAAUUCGACUAUACAGCAAAUUAUGGAAGUUAAACCUGUUAUGCACCAAUUUAAGAAUCUCUUAUCAGAAGCAUUGAAGGGCACAUUAACUAAUGAAAAAAUCGCAAGUUUCAAUGAUUUGGCAUAUAAGAAUAUAACUAAGCAAAGACUAAGAAAUAAACUUGGAGAUCGAGCAAUUAAAAACAUCGACUUAAUGGAAGAAUCCGAAAAAAAGAUUGAAGAACUCGUAAAGUCAAUUGACUUUGAUGAAUUGGAUAGUCAAGAGUCUGAGGAUAAUAAAGCAAAAUUUACUUGCCUCAUUACCACAGAUAAUUACAUCGAAGCAAUGAAAGGAGGAGAAUGUAUUUGUCUAGCCCUUGAUGUUGCACGAUCUCAAGCAGCCAUUGCAGACCCUUCAUUAAUUAAUAUUAAAGCGAUUAAUCAAACCUUCUUAAGUUCUGGUGCGUUUUUGGAUUCUGUUCGAUUUGCCUUAAAUGAAUCUUAUGACGCUGAAGACGUUCAUGGAGGCUUUAAACCGGCUUCAUUUAUAGCUAGCAUCGUACAUGGUGUAGCAAAUGAAAAUAUUACAGGAGUCUUUCCAUUAUACAUUAAUGAGAAACAUUGGUCAAUUGCUAAAGAGAGAAUGAAGCCAAUAUUUGGGUAUCUAACUACACUCGAUAUGUUUGGUUAUUCAUACGCGCAAGUCACUACUAUAUUAGCAAAAGCUCUCAAUGAUACAUCAACAGAGUUCCGAAGAGAUCAAUUUAAAUUGAUAUUGGAAACAUGUGAUGCAAUAUACAGACAAUCAAAUAACCUCCGUAAGGAAAACGUAAAUUUAUUCGAAAAUUACAUGAAAUCACCAGCGAACCGUACCAUAGACAUUGUUGCCAAUAAUUUUGUUUAUCUUGGUCAUAUGCUAUGUGCCUUAAGAUGUGGAGAUAUUAGUCCCCAAGACGUUAAAAGAUGGUUACAAGAUGGGUUAGUUGUAUAUUUAAUCGAAGAGUUAAUCCGAAGAAGACUUAACAAAUUUGAAGUGAUUGAAAAUGAAAUGUCAAAUAUUGAGAAAGUUUUGGGCAUUAACAAAAAGAAAUACAUCGAUGAACCAAUUAAGGAGUAUGAAGCUAGUUAUGGUCAAUACAUCAAAAGCAUGAAUAAACCAAAUACGGGAGGCAAUUUACGUUACUCUAACGCAAUUCGCCAAGCACUAAGGGAUACUGAUAAUAUCGUCCAUGUUGAAUCUACAAAAGAAACAACAGAAACUAAACUGAACAUUGACCCUCCUACUGCUAAUAUUCAACUUUAUGAUAGUAAUACUUAUCAAAUACCAGAUCUAAGCUUUAUUACAAUAAUAAAACAAUCAGUAAAUAGCUCGAUUGAAACUGUUCUACGACUUAGCAAGGUUUUUGAAUCCUUGAUUGCAGAUUCCACUCACACUAUCGAAUCCAUCUUGGAAAUACCAGAAUUUCAAUUUACUAAUAAUCAAACAGAUCUUGUAAAUACAUUCUUUGAAAGAUAUACACCAAAAGUCCAAUUAGCAACAUUCUUACAGUCUUUCUUACAUCGUCAAAACUCAGUACGUCGUGAAGCCGUUGAAUCAGAACCAAUAAAAUAUCAUGAACCAUUUUCUGAAUCAACGGCAGACAUAAUAAUAUCAAAUAACUUUAAUGAAUACGUAACCGAGACGUUAAAACAAAAAACCGCAGCAAUAAUUAAAUCCUAUUCAGAUUUAUUAAGUGAUGAAAUUGGAAUGGCAUUUUGGCAAUGUAAGUGUGUUGAGGAUGCUGCAGGAAUAAUAUUGUUGGAUGUUGAAUUCAGAGGACAUUUUAAUUUUGCACGAAUUAUUAAAGCCUUACAAAGACCUGAUUUAUCUUUGGCGAGAGAAAAAAUUGAAAUGGUCGUUUAUGGAACUUACAAAGGAGUUAAAUUAUUCAAAGAUGUACCUAAGAACCCUGAAGAUCCAGAAAAUGUUGCCAGGUUCAAUGAAUCUAUCGUUUGGUCUCCAUCAAGAAAAAAUGUUUUUCGUAUGUUGGAGGCCCAGAAAAAAGCCAUUCCAGAAAAAGAAUACUGGUUAAGAGUUAUGCCUGCCAAAUAUAAGGAAUAUAUCGAAAGUUACUUUGAACGGUCUGACCGAAAUUUUUUAGAUUAA